This is a messenger RNA of Rangifer tarandus platyrhynchus (Svalbard reindeer), 960 nucleotides long. NCBI's taxonomy places the organism in Eukaryota, Metazoa, Chordata, Mammalia, Artiodactyla, Cervidae. The record is from the annotation of a GenBank genome assembly.
AUGACACGUCGCGGACCUCGUGGCGGGGUGGGGUGCUCCGCUGUGCGCCAUGUAAGGGAAGGUCUCCCGGAUGCCCGCCGAGUCCUGUGCGCGCCCACCCGCCCGCUCCGGCCCCGUGACCACCGGUGCGUCCCGGCGCCCAGUGCCAGGAAGGGCACGCGUGGCACCCACCCCGAGGCUCCAGGGCUCCCACGCUUACUCACGGGGUGUUGCAUCAUGCACCACUCCGCGUCUUCAGGGAAGCAAAAUGGAUUCCGUAUAGGAGACAGCCGCAUGGGCACCGGCCGCGCGCACCGCCCGACCUCCUGCCAGCCCGGCCCGCGCGCCCACCCAGAGAAUGCCAGUGCCCCCCACCCGACCCCACCCCGCGCGCGGACCCCGCGCUGCCCUGCCGCGGCCCCACGCAGCGCCGGGAUCACCCCACCCCACCCCACCCCACCCCACGAAGGUGACCCGGACUCGGCAGGCCGGCCACUCACUGAACCGGCAGGGCGGCAGGAUGCGGGCAGGACCAGGACCCGCCGCUCACACCUGCCCGCGCGGAGUGAAUGGAGCGUGGAGGGCGGGAGGCAUCCGGCGCGCGGGUUUCAUCAGCCGCGCCCCGCGCCCGCCCUCCCCGGCGCCAGCCGCCCCGGCCAGCGGGCCCGCGUCACCACCGGGCACCAAUGGCAGCGCCGCGCGGCCGCGGCUUCGGGGGCCGACCUCGGCGAGGGCGGUGCGCGGGGCGGGGCUCGGCAGCUUCGCGCGCGGGGCCCGGGCCUGGGAUUCCCCCGCGGUGGGCGGUGCUUGCUGACGCGGCGGAGGACGCCCGCCCCUGCCAGCAGCCCCGCCCCCACCCCAGCUUGGACCAAGUUGGUGCGACACCUCCCCGCCCCCAGCCCAGACUGUCCACCCCCGAUCGCGGGCCCCAGCGAGCGGACAAACACCAAGCUCGCGGCCAGUUUGCCUCCUCUUAAAUGA